Molecule: messenger RNA, 594 nt
Organism: Trichoderma harzianum CBS 226.95
Lineage: Eukaryota; Fungi; Ascomycota; Sordariomycetes; Hypocreales; Hypocreaceae
Exons: 2
Coding region: 1-594 (197 amino acids)
Biological process (GO): GPI anchor biosynthetic process
Cellular component (GO): glycosylphosphatidylinositol-N-acetylglucosaminyltransferase (GPI-GnT) complex
Source: RefSeq, a predicted model, not a curated record
AUGCUCACCACGGCCCCUCACCUGCGCAUUCGCCGCCCCUCUCCCACAACGGCAGAAUUCACCGUCACGACGCUCCCGCCGCAGACGCUACCCCUGCGCCUCCUCUGGCUCCUCCUCCUCUUCCUGCGCAUCUCCCUCUCCGUCACAAUGCUGCUCAUCCUCUACGCGCGCUGGGACACACCUGCUGGUGCGAUACUGGCUAAGAUCGCGGCGACGGUGUCGCUACCGGUGCUGCUGCCUGUUGCUGUGGCGGUGUUUUACGCGCUGAGUUUGAGGGUGCAUAAGCAGGAGAGCUUGUUGGUUUUGAGGGGGUUAGGUGUGCAGACGUGUGAGAGCCCGGCGACGUAUUUGGCGGGGGCGGCGACGCGAUUUAUUCCGACGGAGAAGAUUCAGGAUAUUUUGGUGAAUGAGGCGUUUCGUGGGUUUGAGGUUAGGUAUUAUCUUGUGGUGGUGGUGGAGGGGGAGGAGGAUGUCGUGGUUGUGUUUCCGGGGUUGUUGCCCAAGAGGAAGAUUGUCGAGACUGUAUGGAGGGGGGUGAGAGAGUGUUUGUAUGAGGGGAGAGGGGAGGAUAGGGGGUUGGCGAGUGAUAAGUGA